AUGACAACCGAACGGCGGAACCUAGAUCGCAUUGCUGGCCGUAGAAGCCAGCAAAAUAUUCAUGACAUUUCCGCAAACAACGGAUCGUUUGUCUUUGCAGGCGACGUCAGCCACGUCAGCUUUUCUCAGCCAGGACAGAUCACUCCUAGCUUUGAGGAUGCUGUCAAGAGGUGUCGGGAUAUCCUAUUUGUGAGCCAUCCUGAUGCCGACAAGGCUAGCGUCGCCAAUGCGAAAGGCAAAAGAACACCCGGAACCUGCAGCUGGAUCCUGGAUAACCCGCAAUGCCAAGCAUGGCUCAAUAAAAAGUCUCCCCUGUUCUGGAUAUCUGGUGGUCCAGGCAUGGGCAAAACGGUCUUAUCCCUUUUCCUUUGGGAACAAGUUGAAAAGCUGUGUCAAGGCACAGAUGAUCAAUUCUUGUUCUAUUUCUGCCGCUUUCAACACGACCUUUACAACAAGCCCGUCAACCUUCUACGAAGCCUGAUAUAUCAGCUACUCAACUUUAGCACUGAUAUGUCCAAGGUUCAACAGGUCUUGAGUUACUUGGAUAGCCAAGAGAAAGCAGACAAUGCCUUAACUAGCCUUGAGUGCCUGUGGAAUAUCUUUGAAAUCCUCCUAUCACAGCCUAGUCUCUCCAUAGUCUAUUGUCUUAUUGAUGGUAUCGAUGAGUGCCAGUCUUCUGAUGUAUUGAUGGGCAAACUUCGAGACUACUGUGCUUCGCCCAUUGGACGCAAUGGACCUCUCAGGUUGGCGAUAAUAGGUCGAGAUGUUGAUCUACUCGGUAUACCCAUUCAUCCCCGAGAUGCCACGUCUACACCAGAAUCCACUUCAAAUAAUCCAACAGAUGCAAUCAACGUAUUCGAUGGCAUCAAGAUCAAUCCAGAGUAUGACCAACAUGCUCAUGACGACAUUGCGGUAUUCAUCAGAUGGAGCCUAGAACCUUUGCAAGGAAUACCCGACUUCGAAACCAUCUGUCCUCAAGUAGAACAGACCCUACUCACCAGAGCAGACGGUACCUUCUUAUGGGUCGGUUUUGUUAUCAAUAAGCUUUCUAAGAAGAAGACUUGUCUCCAAAUUCUGGAAACCAUACAAAAUAUACCGGCAGGUCUAAAUCCAAUAUUUGGGAGAAUGCUACAUCAAAUAGACCCCAAAUACCAUUCUAUCAGUGCGACAAUCCUCAAAUGGGUUGCAAUAACAGUGAGGCCCUUGACCCUUGGAGAAUUGGCCUAUGCUAUAGGGACGAAUAUCGAGCGUAUGGCAGAUAGAAUCUCCAUCUGCCAGCCACUUCUAAAACUUAACGAUGGCCGAGUUUUGUUUAUUCAUCAAUCCGUCAAGGAAUAUCUUGUGAGAAGCUAUCCGGAUCAAGAUCCAAUCGCCGAGGAAUUCCGCAUACAGGAAAAGGAGUGCCAGAGUGAAAUCGCCCACAGGUGUUUGCAAGUCCUCGAACAUAGUUUCUUGCAGCACACACGAAUCAGCUCCAGAAGUCCUGAGUACAUGGGAGGGGAGGAUAGGCAGCCGAAUAUCUUGAGAGUCGAUAUGCAGCCAGGGGGGGUUCGGGUGGCCUCUCAGCUAUUUAAUUAUGCAGAUCUUCACUGGAUGAAACAUGCUAAAUUGUCAUCAGAGAAAUCCGAGCAUCUUUAUGACCCUAGCAGGCCAUUCUUCAAAAGGUCUUCUCUUGUAAGGAAGAACUGGGCAGCCGUUGGACAUGUGCCCUGGCCGCGAGCUCACAUGGCGGCUUAUUUUGGUAUUCUACCGUGGCUCCAAGCGCUCGUGGAAUCCGAGGGAACUCCGUCUUGGUAUUGGACUUGGCGGUGGAGGAAUUGGAUCAAUGCAGAAUAUUUUGGCUGCAUUCCUCUGUCCCAUGCAGUCGUAGGGGAUCAUGAACAGACAGUUCGAUUUCUCCUCCGCCAUGGCGCCAAUAUGAGAGGCUGGCAUCCUGCCCUCAGAACAGCGGCAGCUCUUGACAGGGACAAGAUUGUGCGGGUAUUUCUUGAGUAUGGUGCCCCGCUAGUACACGAUGGAUGCAAAUUUGAGGGGAGUGUCCUCACCAGUGCGGCACACAAUGGCUCCAUUGCCGUGGCACAGCUGCUUCUGGAUCACGGUAUCGAUAUCAACAUGAAAGACUUCCAGGACCAAACGGCGUUAGUUCAGGCCGCAAAGCAUGGUCGCGAGGACUUGGUGAGAUUUCUUUUUGACCAUGGUGCACAAUUCGACAUCACGGACUUCCGACUGUGGCUAGCUAAGAUGGCGGGGAUUCCAGAGCCCGGAUGGAGUACAGGGGUAGUUCAGACAUUUCUUCAGCGCCUCACCAACGUAUGCUGGGCUGGCGAAGAUGGGGGCGGACUGCUGUGUCAGGCUGCAAGAUUUGCCGACUCUCAGAUAGUUCAAGUCUGCUUGGCGAAAGGUGUAGAUGUCAAUUGGAAAGGACCAUCGGGCAGGACAGCACUGAUAGAGGCACUAUUGGGCGACCGAAGCCAACGUGCAACAGAUGUUGAUGGCCGCUUUCUAACUCGGGUGCCUUAUGUCCUUCCCAGGAUGCUCAAGCUCAAUUCUACAACGCUAGAGGAAAGAAAGGCAGUAGUUAUUGUCUUGUUGAACCAUGGUGCCGAUCCUGACCUCGGCGGGGACUUGGAAGAUGGUUCACGCAGGCCACCGCUGGUAUGUGCUGCCAGCCGAGGUUUUGACUGGGCAGUCAAGGAACUAAUAGAACGCGGUGUUGACCUCAAUGCCAGGGCUACGUUCCUUCGCAAGCCUCUACUGAGAGGGAUUCCACUUUGUCCUCCGUUCAGACAUGUACCUGCACAACAUACAAGCGUAGGUGCAUUAGCUAUGUUCUAUGCAUCUCGUGGGGGAUACAUAUCCACUCAACAGCUUCUUCUUGCGCAAGAUGCUGACACGAGCCUUCUGGAUGAAUGUGGGAAAACAGUUCUGGAAUGGGCCUCUAACAGUGGUGAUUGA
This is a messenger RNA of Fusarium subglutinans, 2955 nucleotides long. Its product is annotated as NACHT and ankyrin domain protein. The record is from RefSeq and is a predicted model, not a curated record. Gene Ontology annotation, molecular function: protein binding. The transcript is spliced from 2 exons. Bases 1 to 2955 code for a protein of 984 amino acids. Lineage: Eukaryota; Fungi; Ascomycota; Sordariomycetes; Hypocreales; Nectriaceae.